Messenger RNA from Echinops telfairi (small Madagascar hedgehog), 1951 nucleotides. RefSeq names its product GRB2 related adaptor protein (gene GRAP). The record is from RefSeq and is a predicted model, not a curated record. The coding region runs from base 102 to 755 and encodes 217 amino acids. Lineage: Eukaryota; Metazoa; Chordata; Mammalia; Afrosoricida; Tenrecidae. The transcript is spliced from 5 exons. Gene Ontology annotation, molecular function: protein binding.
ACUGCACAGCGAGGAAGCAGGAAGUCCUGGGCCCACCUCUGUGAGCCAGAAAGCUUCAGCACAGUAAGCGUGCAGAAGAGGGAACAGACAGGGGCCGCAGGAUGGAGUCCGUGGCCCUGUACAGCUUCCAGGCCACAGAGAGUGAUGAGCUGGCCUUCAACAAGGGGGACACACUCAAGAUCCUGAACAUGGAGGAUGACCAGAACUGGUAUAAGGCCGAACUUCAGGGUGCUGAAGGCUUCAUCCCCAAGAACUACAUCCGGGUCAAACCUCACCCGUGGUACUCGGGCAGGAUUUCCCGGCAGCUGGCAGAAGAAAUCCUGAUGAAGCGAAACCACCUGGGGGCCUUUCUGAUCCGGGAGAGCGAGAGCUCCCCUGGGGAGUUCUCCAUCUCUGUGAACUAUGGAGACCAGGUGCAGCAUUUCAAGGUGCUACGGGAGGCCUCGGGGAAGUACUUCCUAUGGGAGGAGAAAUUCAACUCCAUCAACGAGCUGAUUGACUUCUACCGCACCACCACCAUCGCCAAGAAGCGGCAGAUCUUCUUGCGGGAUGAGGACCCCCUGCUUGAGUCCUCUCAGGCCUGCUUUGCCCAGGCCCGGUUUGACUUCUCGGCCCAGGACCCUUCGCAGAUCAGCUUCUGUCGCGGCGACAUCAUCGAGGUCUUGGAGCGUGUGGACCCCCACUGGUGGCGGGGCAAGCUCUGUGGGCACGUCGGCUUCUUUCCGAGGAGCUAUGUGCACCCUGUACAUCUGUGACAGGGGACAUCUGGGCAGACUCAGGCACCCACCCCUUGGGUCCCUGUCACAGGCGAGACGGGGGCAUGGAGGGAGCUGUGAACAGUCCACCUGCCUGGGUCCCCCAGGGCUCAGCCGGGAAUUGGACCGGUUGCAGGGUAUUGACUCCCAGCCACUUCACUACAGACCCCCACCCUUCAACAUGACCCACCAGACCGGGGCAGCUCCCCAGGACCUCCUGGCAGCUCCCUGCAGGCCCCAGGUGUGUGAGUUCGGGGAUGGGCAGGAAGGACCCUGACCACAUCCUGUCAACGGCUGAAGACGCUGAGAGGGACGUCCUACAGGCUCCACCCAGAGAGUCCUGGGCUGGGCAGUGGGUUCUUCACGGGGUGACCACUCACUGAGCUUGCCUGACCCCCCCAUCAAAGGGCCCCUUGAAUUGUGCAGAUGCAGGUCACCCUUGGGGGCUGCAGAGCAAUCCAUUUUCACUCACUUGUCAGCUUCCAGGUGGGGCUGGGUUUCUCAGCAGCCCCCCAGCUCUGGACUACACCUCCCCCCACCCCCAUGGCAUACACUUGGGAGCUGCUGGAGGCCCCAUUAUGAAGCCCUGCCCCCCACCAUCCUGCCCCUAAGGGGGCUCUGAGGGGGAAUGCCCCUCCACCCAACUACACAGAGAACCAGGGUUACAGGGGUGCUUGUUCGCUGGUAGCCUGAGGGGAGCCGUGGGGAGCAGACAGAGCUGAUUGCAGGGGUCCCCCAGGAUCAGAGAGGCACGCUAUUCCAAGUGUGGGCAGAGCCGGGGGUGGGGGAGGAGGGGUUCCGAUGGCACGUGCCACCAGCAGGACAGGGAGGAGCAGGGUCUGCCUGAGUCUGGGCACCCCUGAAACCAGAGAUGGAGGUGGGAUGUACCCAAGGCUUUUCACCAGGCCACCAGGGAGGUCCUAGGAGCCCACAGAGGAAGGGAAGGAGGAGCAAGGGGGCGCUGGGAAAGGUGAGGGGUUGCUCUGGCAGCAAGCUGGCUGGCAGGCAGAGCUACUGCAGUUGCUUGAGGGGGCCCCUGUGGUGUGGGUUGUCUCCUGGUCUCUGUCAUCCUCCCUCAUUCCAGCCCCAGCAGCUGCAGCCUUCCAGCUGGUUCAAGGCCCUGAGAGCCCUAGGAGAUGAGCUCUUUCCGCCCCGGGCCCAAGUAUCCAAAUACAAGCAAAACAAAUGAAAGGCUA